UAUUAUUUCUAAUAAACGUAAAUAUCCAACCUUCGAUGUUAUCUGGCACAACGAGCCUGGACCUGGAUUUGAAAAUUUCCUGGACACUCCCUGUCAAUAUUGGGACGCGAAGAUAAAAGAACGAAGUACGGAAGAGGAAAGGAGAAUGCGAUACGUCUCGAAAUCAAUUCAGGUAGCUACCCAUGGAACUACGUCUUCGCAUGGUUAUGGACUACGUCUCCGCUACUACAGCUACCCAUGGAACUACGUCUUCGCAUGGUUAUGGACUACGUCUCCGCUGUUGGCUACAGCUACCCAUGGAACUACGUCUUCGCAUGGUUAUGGACUACGUCUCCGCUAUAGCCAGCCUGUGACUGCUAAUUUUAGUUUGGAUAACCUUGAUACGCUAAUAUAUAAACUUUAUUUUUGUAAGGUCGAAUCUAGAAAGACGGGACAAAUCGACAAUUUUUGGAAGAAUCACUUAUCUAAAUCGAAAAAGAAAAAUUUUGAACAGAUGAACGCAGAAAAUGUAACUUUAUCUAUUUCGUCUUGCGAGCAAGUACAAAUUGGCGGUGUUGGUAACGCUCAAGUGCGCAAACGAAUUCAACCAAGCAUUGAAGAACAAAUCGAAAGUCGGAAAGUCUUUAUAGGCAUUAAUAAUCUCGAUGCAAAACCUAUAACAAAAAGAAAUAAUGAUGAAAAGAAUCCGGAUGAUAAAAUUAAUAAUAUAAAAAAAUCCCAUCUCAUUAAGUCAAACCAUAAUGAUAGCUUUGAUAUUGAAAUCAGCAGAUUCAAAAAUAAACCAAGAGCUACCAUCUGUUCCGUCUUCUAA
This is a messenger RNA of Acaulospora morrowiae, 811 nucleotides long. NCBI's taxonomy places the organism in Eukaryota, Fungi, Glomeromycota, Glomeromycetes, Diversisporales, Acaulosporaceae. The record is from the annotation of a GenBank genome assembly.